CAAGCAGCAAGGAUGCAACAAUUUAUUUUUAGGACUGAGACACAAAGACAGACAGACGGCUGUGUUCUGGAUAAUGAGGUGGGUGGGCACAUGCUCUCUCUCUCUCUCUCUCUCUCUCUCGCUCUCUGCUACUGUAUAAGUACAGAUCUGUGAUGGAGACCCCAUCAUACCGCAGUUCACUUUUACGCAGUGGAGAUGAGCGCUCGGAUAGCGAAAUCCAAUCCGGCCAUGAAACUGAUAGUGCUCUUCACAGCUUCUCUUUCCUGGGCCUUCCAGCAGCAGGCCGUACCGCCAAAGUACCAGUACCGCAAUCCCGUGACAUCUGACCUUUUGCUGUGUGACCAGUGCCCUCCUGGCACAGCCGUGAAGCGGCACUGCACCGCUGACACACCCACAGAGUGCCAGGCCUGUCCUGAGAGGCAUUUUGCUGAGAACUGGCAUUGGGGGGAUACGUGCCAAUACUGCACCUCGGUUUGUAAAGAGAGACAGCUUGUAAAGCAGCAGUGCAACAGCACACACGACCAACUGUGUGAGUGCGCUCCAGGUUUCCACCUAGUGGUGGAGUUCUGCAUCACACACAGUACCUGUCCACCUGGCUAUGGAGUGACAGCUUCAGGUACCCCGAUCAGUGACACGGCAUGUGAACUUUGUCCCGCUGGUCAUUUCUCCAGCGGCGACUCCUCCACCGAGCCAUGUCAGCGCCACAGAAACUGCUCUGAUUUGGGCUUGAAGACACUGAGAUGGGGCACGUCCACCUCAGACAGCCUCUGCAGCACUCAGGACAAGGCGGCAAUGCUGGAUUGCUCUCAGCCUCAGACUUUGUGCCACACUGAUGUGACCCUGUGUGAGGAGGCAGUCUUCCAGUCUCUCUCCUCCCUGCGUCUGUCCUCAGUACCCCUGGAGCGCCUGUUAGAGAGUCUCCCCGGGCGGAGUGUGGAUCAUAAGAGCCUGGAGAGGUUGAAAAAGUCCUGCUCUCCCCAGCAGCAGGUCCUCCAGCUGCUGCGACUGUGGAGGGAGCAGAACAAAGACCAGGACAAGAUGUACAGCAUCAUACAAGGUGUGAACCACUGUGAGAGGAAAGUCUCUCGCUGCAACGGCCUAAAGAACCUGACCCUAGAUGACCUCCUGAAGAUAACCAACAGCCUGCCAGGGGUCAGAGUUCAGCAGGAGGAUGUCCGGGCCAUGUUCUCUACUUGCCUUCCCAGACAGUACAUCCUGCAGCUUCUUCACCUCUGGAAGACAGCAAACUAUGACCUGGAUCUAGCAAAAGCCCUGUCUCACAGUCUGAGGGUCCUGCGCAGCCAGGGGGCGCCACGCCAUCUGCUGAAAGGCCUAAGGAAGUUCAGCCGCAUCAUAGGAACCACUUCGGCGCACAAGAUGUAUGAGAAGAUGUUUGUCAGCGUGCUUCACGAUGAGUCCUGUUUUAAGGCUCCUAAGCCAUUAAAUGAAUAGGGAUGUAGGAGGUUUAAAUAGCAUAGAACAUGUGGAAUCUAUAGCAUAAACAGACACUAAUGCAUUGUCAGAUGAAGAACACACAAACGCAUGAAGACACACACUUAGUGGAGAAAUGUAUGUGAAAGAGCAACAGACAUGGGUACCAUGAUAAUGUCCGGUCUUUAAGAUAUCACAAAAUUACAUUAAGCCAUGCAUACAGUGCCUAACUGUAACACAGGAGCAAGAUGGCAGGGUAGAUUUGUAACUGCUUCUGGGAUUUUUCAGCCAAAGCCUCUGCCAAAAUAAAGCUGUUUUGAUUAUAUGAGGUACCAGGGGACCCUCAGUCUACAGUAUAUGUCUGCCGUGAUGAAUCUAAAAAGCCUCAAAAAUAAGAAAGAAAACUAACACACAUCUCUGUACUCCAGGCAGGCCAAAAA
Etheostoma cragini (Arkansas darter) is the source of this 1871-nucleotide messenger RNA. Its product is annotated as tumor necrosis factor receptor superfamily member 11B-like. NCBI's taxonomy places the organism in Eukaryota, Metazoa, Chordata, Actinopteri, Perciformes, Percidae. Gene Ontology annotation, molecular function: protein binding. The record is from RefSeq and is a predicted model, not a curated record. Bases 196 to 1452 code for a protein of 418 amino acids. The transcript has 6 exons.